AAAAAAAGGGCACAGUUUUCAAGGAAACCUUUACAAAACAAAAUGGAAGAGCCUUUGAGGAGGAGUUCAAGAUUUAAAGAUCGUGAGGUAACGAAAAUUGACUUUUCCGAGCCCUUAGAAAAAAGUGAUACAGUUGAUAAGGAAAAUCUAGAGUUUUUUUGCGGGACCAUCUUUGAGUUAGAAAAGGAUGUAGCCACUAAACGGGGCCGCUGGGCCUCUUCUGCGUCAGAAAGAGUGGCCAACUCUUACUUUGGAGCGGGCCAUAACCACUUGGUCUACUCUAUGGCACUCCGUAGCGACAAACAAUAUAUAGCUCUCGCUGGAGGGGAAGGAAAAGUUAGUAUUUAUAGCCUGGAGUUGCCCGACUACAGUGAAUCUGCUUUAGGAGCAGGUAGUGGCGAGGAGCUUAGCAACUUUGCGCUACUAGGAACUAGCAAAAUGCACCGGCGCUGGGUUUCUCGGAUCACAUACGUUCUAGGAGCCAGCCAGGCCAAUUUUCUUCUUACUUCGUCCGAUGACGGUUCCCUUUACCUCUCCGAGUAUCUCGACAAACACGAAACCCAAAAUCGAUUUUCUAUUGUUUUACGCUCGAAACUUUGCUUGAAGGAUAAUAAUUUCCAUACCAAGGGGAUUUUUGGGUUGUCUUUUUACGAGAGACAAUGUCUCACGUGCAGCAAGGACGGUAGUAUAUGCCACUCUCGCCUUUCCAGCGACGGCCUGCAAGCGCUGUCACUCUAUUGGGGUCACUGUUCCGUUGCUAAAGACGUACAGUGGCAAACUUGCCAACAGAUGCCACCGACUGUGUUUGCUUCCGUCGGAAACGACAAGACUAUUGCUUUUACUAACGCCGUAGGACUUUAUGAUGUGCGACUUCCUAACGCACUGGUCCAGCGCGUAGAAAACAGUCACCAACUUGCCAUUAAUAAUCUCCGGUUUGAUCCUUUCGACGGGAACUACUUCCUCACGGCAAGUUUCGACAAAACUAUAGUUAUGCACGAUAUGAGAGGUUUAGGAAAACCACUCCAUACGUGGGCUGACCACCACGGGCGCUCUGUACGAAAGCCCAGCCUCACAUCUCCAGUUUUUUACAAAGAACGGGGCAAUGUCCUGGCUGCGGGCGACAGGACGAGCUCCUUAUUUCUAUACGCGUCAAACGUGGGAAAGCUACUAAAAAAAAUGUUCAUAGGAGGCGAUGCUACAAGUUUGGAAAGUGUUGAAGGUAUCGCUUACGCAACUCAAGGAAAGCAACGCUUUUGGCAAUUUACUAAUGGGCUAUAACGUAUACAAGAAGUAACAAAUUUAGUUUUUAAUAAAAUUUAUAAGCAUACC
This is a messenger RNA of Zophobas morio, 1329 nucleotides long. RefSeq lists its product as uncharacterized. Gene Ontology annotation, biological process: chromatin remodeling; regulation of DNA-templated transcription. The transcript has 15 exons. Gene Ontology annotation, cellular component: nucleus. Gene Ontology annotation, molecular function: histone binding; nucleosome binding. The record is from RefSeq and is a predicted model, not a curated record. Lineage: Eukaryota; Metazoa; Arthropoda; Insecta; Coleoptera; Tenebrionidae. The coding region runs from base 43 to 1278 and encodes 411 amino acids.